UCUCAGUCAAAUUAAGUUAGUCAUGGCUUUACAACUGGAGGUGGACUUUCAAUUCUGGUCCUUCCAAAAGUGUCGUAAUAUUCAUGGGCAUUGUGUUUCUCAGAAUGGCAGCAAAAGUGGGAAAGGAAUUUGUACUCUCUGUGGGAGGCAGAACAUUAUUCUUCGGUAUACCUGAAAGACUAGUUUAGACUUCUCCACCCAGGUUCAAAAUCCAGGUGCUAACAACAGCAGUGAAAAUUUCGAAUGGCAACACCUUCACUGCAGCCUGUUUCAGGUAAGAUGAAAUAUAAAAACAUAUCUAGCUAUCUGCAUAUACGUCUACAUAUAUUAAAUCUUAAUUGUUGUAAAACUUUAUUUCUAAAGAGUUCUAGGUGUCUCACAACAACUAGACGAUUUCUCCAUUCCGAACACGGUAAGAGAGUCACAAUGACGAAACACCUGGCAAGGCAACAGGUAUAAGGAAGUGAAAUGUGUGUGUGACAAGCACCUAAGUCAGCAGAAGGCAAGAAAGAAGAUUCUUAGCUAGCAGACAUGGAUCUAUCUUUGAUACAGAUACCCUUGUUGAUCAUGGGCUUCUUUGGAGGCAUAUUACUGAUUUCUUUUCUUGCAGUGUACUAUUUGUGGCCAUCACUACUCAUCAGGAUUGGUAUAUGGUACAAACGUCAGAAAAAUGGUGCUGAGAUCAAAUAUGCCAAGUGCAAGGACUACACAUUCUGUUACCUCUGCCGAGGGAAUCCUGGACCCCAACCAUCUAUGUUGCUGCUUCAUGGGUUUUCGGCCAGCAAGGACAUGUGGUUGGAGCUAUUCAAAGGCUUUCCAAAGGAUCUCCACGUGGUCUGUGUUGACAUGCCUGGUCAUGGAGACACAACCCGACUGGAGGGUGAAAGUUAUACAGGAACUGAUCAGGUUGCAAGGAUACACCAGUUUGCUGAAUGUGUUGGUCUGAACAGAAAGCCUUUUCACUUGGUUGGCAUCUCCAUGGGUGGAAUGGUUGCUGGGCUUUAUGCUGUAUACUAUCCAUCAGAAGUGCACUGUUUAUCCCUCUUUUGUCCAGCUGGUCUGCAGAGCCCAACUCCUUCUGAGUUCAUGCAGCACAUGAAGAAUCAGGGAAAAUCAAGUGCCGAGAACAAUCCUCUCAUUCCUUCAUCCUUGAAGCAGACGAAAGAUCUCAUCAAGUUGGGAAUCUACCAGCCCCCUCCAAAACUAGGCAAGCAGUUAAUAAAAGGAUAUCUUGACUAUCAAAAGCCAAAUAAUGCUUUCUACAAGAAAUGUUUUGCAGAUAUAAGUAGGGAAGAGUCCAUAUUCCUCCUCCAUGACAACUUGACGAAGAUCAAGGCUCCCAUGCAAGUUAUUUGGGGAAAGGAUGACAAGAUCAUUGAUCCUUCUGGUGCUGAAGUUUUGGCAGCUGCUUUUCCCAGCUCUCAAGUCCAUAUGCUGGAGAGAUGUGGACACUUCAUAGUAGGUGACCGACCCAGAAAAUCCGCCAAGCUCCUCUUGGAAUUCAACAAUUCCUUUUGUAAUCCAUCUGAGAGUAAGAAGAUGGCAUGAUCCACACUGAAGAGCAAACAUCUGGAAAAUAUUCAAUGCAACAUUCCACUCUGGAAACAAGAGGGAAAUGGGAAUCCACGACGUACUUCCCACUGGUUUUUACAGUCUGAUUUUUGGAUGUUGGAUUGAUUGGCCUUGACUGCCCAGCCUCAAACUGAACCUCUUUUCUUGAUAAUUACAACCUAUACCUCUCCUGAGUACCUGGGAUAAAUGGAUACAUGGGUGGGUGACAAACAACAUGAAACAUAUACUCCUCUGGUUUAUGAUCCCAGAACCACCAUAGAGUAGGCAGUUGGGGGAACUUGAGUAAUGAAAAAUAAUGUCUGGCAUCUUUUCCAUGAAUUAUAGUGCUGUAAGCCAGACCUUUGCCAUCGCAACACACUUUUUAUUGUUGCAGAAGUUGGAACUAUGUUCUAUCCAUGCAGUGACCAGAAUCCCCAUCAAAACCUGCCCAGCCACAACAAUGGCACAACCAUUUUCCUGUUGUUGGAGGGAAGAAGGAUAAGUAAAGAAGCUGCCGGGUAUUUUCCUGCAUCUGUCUACAUUGCAAGGAUGACAUCUGCAAAGAGUUCCUGAGAAACCCUGGAGGUCUCUUGUCAUUGCCUGCUGCAACUUUUCCAGCGCUGGAAAAAUGUCUGGACACAUCGUCACUCAUUCCCUUGCUCUCCAAUUUCUAAUCAAUUGUAAUUUUAAAGGACUGCACUGCUUAAAAUGUGAGAUUUUUUGGGAGUCAUAGGCUAUCUUCCAAAAGUAGUCUUGGUGGUGGGUCCAGCUGUGAAGUCCUAUUGCUUAUCCACACAGCCUUUCACACCGAGGACCUAGAUUUCCAAGUGGAAGGUGGUCCUGACAAGGGUUUGUUUGAUGCACCUUCCUCUUCGCACAUUUCUCCCUUUCAUCCUCUGUUUGUACCUCCUCAAAAUCCACAGCACUGUUUGUAACAGCUGGCCUCCAGUUAGAACUCUCAAUAACUAGGGCUUCCCAGUUCUUGGAGUUUAUGCUACAUUAUAAAAAAUUAUCUUUAAGCCCAUCUUUAAAUCUCUUUUGCUGUCCGCCGACAUUCCGUUUUCCAUUCUUUAGCUGAGAGUAUAGUAAUUGCUUUGGGAGACCGUGAUCGGGCAUUUGGAUAACGUGGCCAGUUCAACAAAGUUGAUGGUGGAGGAUGAUUGCUUCAAUGCUGGUGGCCUUUACUUCUUCCAGCACACUGACAUUUGUCCACCUGUCUUCCCAAGAGAUUUGCAGGAUUUUUCAGAAGCAACGCUGAUGGAAUAGUUCCAGAAGUUGAGAAUGACAUUUUGGGAAUAGCAUCAGGACCCAUUGCUAUUGAAGGGUAGACAUGAGUCUCCCUGUAGAAGAACUUGACUAGCAUUUCCAAGUUCUGUUGUGAACUUGAAGGUGCAAUAGAAAGCCACCAUGCCUAAUGGCCACUAAUCUACUCAUCCAACAAAAUGAUCAGGAAUAGAGUUGUUUCCAAAUCUUGUGGCUAAUGUAUUCCACCAGAUAAUUUUGCUGUAUAAAGAAAUGUUAUUAAUCAGUUUGUUUUAUUGAAUUGACUGCAAAUUCUGCUCUUGUAAAAAUCCUCCAUUUCCCUAAUCACCUUCUCAAUAUGAUAUAAUUACCAGACUGUGAAGCAAAACACCCUCAAACAAGUUAAUCUUUGUUUAUAGAUUUUACCAGAUUUUUUUACACAGAGGUAGAGCUCAAGUUCCAGCCUGGACACCACCCUUAGGUAUUUGUCAUUUGUUUCUAGGUGGCAAUAUUAUUAUUUGAUCUUCUCAGUAGCCCAUGAAGUCAGUGACUCCUGCUGUUAUUGUAUUCUGUGUGCACAUCCCUUUUAGCUAUCUGCAUUGUACUCAAUACUACAUUCAUUCACACUUCUGUCCAUCCAGUAUUUGUUCAGGGGAUUAUACCAAAGCUUCUUGAGCAAAACCAAUAUUUACAAGUGCCUGUGGAUGAAUGUAGGGCUAUACCAAGAGUGGGGAGUUUUUAGUCCUUCCUAUGUUUUCAGCAAUAACAUCUGGGAAUGCCUUACUACUGGCCACAUUGACUGGGGCUGCUGGGAAUUCAAAUAUGGAAAAUGUGGGAGCGGGAUGAGGUUUCCCCAUUCCUACUUUAUAGGUCUAGUGUUUUGAGGCCUGGAUUAUUUAGGAUUUAAGGAUUAUUAAACAGAACAAAAAGGACUACAUAGCAACAACAAAGCAGGAAAUGCACCUGAAAGCUGAUUACUGUCAUCCCUGGCACAGUUACCCUUGGGGCAAUCAUUAUAUAAUUCUUAUUUGCAUUUUCUUGAGCUUAUGCUUGUCACGUGAUUCAUAUUCCCAAUUAGCUUGAAGAUCAUGUAUUUAUGUUCUAAGCAGGUGGUGAAACAAAAUAAGAUAAUCCACCAAGGAUGCUAGGAAUAGUUUGUUUAGAGAUGAGAUGGUAGAUAUCCAUGGUUUGGAAUUAUACUAGAGAAAGGAGUGAAAAACAAUAAGUAGAAAAGAAUUAGAAUAAACUUCUAACCUAAUUUAUCAUUUGGAGUAGAGAUUUCUUAGAGAAAAGCAAGCUUUUGAUAACUGUGAGAAUAAAAAAAAACUGCAAAAUGUAAUUAGAAAUAUCUUUAGUGUAAAUUGGGAAGUUUGGGGUGAGUUACAUAUGUAGGACUCAGUUUUACAUAUAUGACACAAUUAGAGGAAUCAGACAAAGGCUGAAAUCAAGGAUUGUCAGCCAGUCCAAUGGUACUUCGCCUUUUCUUUAACAUAGUCUCCUUUCAAAUACGGUAUCUUUUGUUGCCCUGGACUAGCAAGACUGAACUCAAUUAUUUUCACUGGGAUCUUCUUUCAUCCCUAGAGUAAAUACUGAAUACAUAAGACAAACACUGUCUUUUUCUUUCCUGGCUUCUUUACAUAUCUGGUUGCCAUAACAGAUCCCUAGGCUGUUCAUACUAUUAGAAUAUCAAAUCAGUAGAAUGUCGUGCUUUUUUUCAGUCACAAAAAUAAAGUGCUUACAAUUUAAAAACCUG
Molecule: messenger RNA, 4546 nt
Organism: Anolis carolinensis (green anole)
Lineage: Eukaryota; Metazoa; Chordata; Lepidosauria; Squamata; Anolidae
Product: monoacylglycerol lipase ABHD6
Exons: 9
Coding region: 532-1548 (338 amino acids)
Biological process (GO): acylglycerol catabolic process
Cellular component (GO): mitochondrion
Molecular function (GO): monoacylglycerol lipase activity
Source: RefSeq, a predicted model, not a curated record